Exophiala spinifera is the source of this 285-nucleotide messenger RNA. RefSeq lists its product as uncharacterized. NCBI's taxonomy places the organism in Eukaryota, Fungi, Ascomycota, Eurotiomycetes, Chaetothyriales, Herpotrichiellaceae. The coding region runs from base 1 to 285 and encodes 94 amino acids. The transcript is spliced from 2 exons. The record is from RefSeq and is a predicted model, not a curated record.
AUGGACGACGAUAUCAAUGUCAGUGCGGAGGACCUCCAACACCUGAGCAAUGCCGAGAAGCAGCAGCUUCAGACUUUCAUCCAGACUGAAAGCCAACGAUCAAGUAUCCAGAAAACUGUUCACGAAUUGACUGAAAUGUGCUUCAAGAAGUGUAUCACCGGCUCAAUAUCUUCCGGCAAACUUGCCAGCAAAGAGGAGUCUUGUAUGUCGAACUGUGUCAACAGGUUUAUGGACUCCAACCUUGCAGUGUUACAGCACCUGGAAAAGCUACGGGCACAGCAAUGA